Molecule: messenger RNA, 475 nt
Organism: Saimiri boliviensis boliviensis (Bolivian squirrel monkey)
Lineage: Eukaryota; Metazoa; Chordata; Mammalia; Primates; Cebidae
Gene: SCGB1C1
Product: secretoglobin family 1C member 1
Source: RefSeq, a predicted model, not a curated record
GCCCGCUGAGGCAUAAAAUCCCGGGAUUCUGGCUGGAGGCAGCUCCUGAGACUGCCAGCAUGAAAGGGAGCAGUGCCCUCCUGCUGGUGGCCUUCACCCUGUUCUGCAUCUGCGGGCUGGCCACGGGGGAGGACAACGCAGAGUUUUUCAUGGACUUCCUGCAAACACUGCUGGUGGGGACCCCAGAGGAGCUCUAUGAGGGGCCCCUGGGCAAGUACAAUGUCAACGAGGAUGCCAAGGCAGCCCUGACCGAGCUCAAGUCCUGCAUAGACGGCCUGCAGCCAGUGCACAAGGCACAGCUGGUCCAACUGCUGGUGCGAGUGCUGGGCAAUGCGGACGGUGCCUGAGUGGACCUCGGAGGAGGCUCAGCCAGAGGACCUGCCACACAAGCAGCCACGGACACGCCACCCGCCACCACCUCCCCACGUGGAAAUUCGCCGCAAACCAUUUAAUCAAUAAAGCCUCGUGCAGCUCA